This is a messenger RNA of Topomyia yanbarensis, 801 nucleotides long. Its product is annotated as transmembrane protein 256-like. The coding region runs from base 170 to 694 and encodes 174 amino acids. The record is from RefSeq and is a predicted model, not a curated record. NCBI's taxonomy places the organism in Eukaryota, Metazoa, Arthropoda, Insecta, Diptera, Culicidae. The transcript has 4 exons.
UUAUUGCAGACAUUUGAAAAAAAGUACCUGGCAUCUCUGCUUUACUGUUUGAUAAGCUUGAAGAUUCGUUCAGCGACAUUUUUGGCGAUUGCAAAACCAGAAUAUCACCGCUUUGUGGGUUUCUCGUAGGUUUUAGUUUAGCUGACGUCUUCUCACUGCACUUGGAGAAAUGGGAGUCAACGACGCGAUGAAUUACGUCCUGUUCAACAAUCCAGUUGCCACCAAUGUUUGGUCAUUUCUAUCAUCAAAUAAAUCCAAAACAGCUGCCAUCGCUCAGCAAGCGGCGACCCAUAGUGCCAAGGUGGUGGUGGUUUCGGAACCACUGCCACCACUUUGGAAGAUACUGGGACCACAUCGACAUAUACUGAAACUUGCCGGGCUAAGCGGUGCAGUAGCCGUUAUGCUCGGAGCUUAUGGGGCUCACCAUAAGUUCAAUAGUUUCGUCGAGAAGGAACGCGAUCCCAAAGCUAUCUUUGAAAUGACCAACCGUUAUCAUAUCAUCCAUUCACUGGCACUUCUUGCCGCUCCGUUGGCGAGAAAACCGGUUUUGACUGCCAUUCUAUUUUCCGCGGGAAUGGCUUUGUUUUGCGGCACUUGCUAUUAUAUUUCGUUCACCAACGAUCGUCGUGUAGCCAAGCUCACACCGGUUGGAGGAUUUCUGCUAAUUUUCGGCUGGCUUUCUUUUAUGCUCUAAGCAGACGAAUAACUGAUUGGCUAAAGCUUAGACGCUGCUUAUAUUCCAAUACAUGGGGGUAGUGUACUACGUUAUAAAAAUGUCAAAUUAAUGUGUCUGCGUUAAAA